AUUGAAAACGCUAAAAACUAACAACGGUUCCCGCUUUUCAAGUUUUCCUAUAUUUCGAAGCAAUUCGUUGUUGUUUUGUGUUCGCACGGUGUGCUAUUGAAUUUCAAAACCCUUUCAUGUAUUUCUCGCUUCCGAGAUGUAUAUAAAGUCAAUAGUGUUAGACGGAUUCAAAUCUUACGGCAACAGAGUUGAAGUCACCGGCUUCGACCCCGAAUUCAAUGCAAUAACUGGCCUCAACGGCACUGGGAAGUCUAAUAUUUUGGAUUCGAUAUGUUUUGUGUUAGGAAUAACAAAUUUGUCAAACGUUCGGGCUGGAAGUCUCCAAGAGUUGAUAUACAAGCAUGGACAGGCAGGGAUCACCAAAGCUACUGUUAGCAUCACAUUUGACAACAGGGACAAGAAGCAGUGUCCUAUCGGUUAUGAGAACCAUGAUGAAAUCACAGUUACUCGACAGGUGGUUAUGGGAGGCAAGAACAAGUACCUGAUAAAUGGCAUAAACGUCCAGAAUAAGAGGGUCAGCGACCUGUUCUGCUCAGUUCAGCUCAACGUGAACAACCCCCACUUCCUCAUUAUGCAGGGCCGCAUCACCAAAGUGCUGAACAUGAAGCCACCUGAAAUAUUGUCAAUGGUAGAAGAAGCUGCCGGCACCAGGAUGUAUGAGGCCAAGAAACAAGCAGCUCAGAAGACUAUUGAGAAGAAAGAUGCCAAACUGAGGGAGCUAAAUGAUAUAAUUAAAGAAGACAUAGCUCCGAAGCUGCAGAAGCUGCAAGACGAGCGCUCCCAGUUCCAGGAGUACCAGAAGGUGGUCCGCGAGCUGGAGAACCUCACACGCCUCUACAUCGCUUACAAAUACGUGUCAGCUGAAGAGAGCGCCAAAGAAGCGGCGUCGAAAGUCACAGAGGUGCAAGACGACAUUCAGAGCAAAAAGGAGAAGAUUGAGAGCAACAAGAAGGAGGCUAAAGACCUGGACAAACAAGUGGCCGAACUCAAUAAGAAAUUGGAUGAGGAAAGCGGCAACACUCUCAAGCAACUGGAAACUGAACUGCAGAGCCUGGAGAAGACGGAAGCCACCACCAGCUCGGCGCUGCGCGGGGCGAAGGAGGCUGUGACGUCACACGAGCACCGAGCGCGGCUGCUGCGGCGCGCGCUGGCGGACGACGAGGCCGCGCUGGCCGCCAAGAGGGGGGUGCUGGGGGAGGUGUCGUCAACGUUCGAAAGUUUGCGAACGGCGAGUGAGAACAGCGAGCAAGCGCUAGCUGAAGCCCAGCAGAAGUUCCUGGCGGUCAGCUCGGGGCUUGAGGGAGCUUCUGAAUCGCUGCAGGACCAGCUCAUGGCCGCCAAAGCGGAGGCCUCAGAGGCCUCCACCCGGAUCUCUCAGAGCAUGAUGGAGAAGAAGCAUGCGGCGGACCGCCUCAAGACCCUGGAACGGGAGUUCACGGCCAGCAGCGCGCAGUUCCAGCAGGACCAGGACGCUAUUGGCAGGCAGCAGCAACAAGUGGAUAAACUACAGGCGGAACUCUCCCAAAUGAAGUUCAGCGAAGAACAAAACGCAGAGUUGAAGCGAUCAGUGCGAGAGUUACAAGGCACAGUGCGGCAACAGCGCGAUAUGGUGGACGGACUGUCGGCGAGGUUGCAACGUUGCGACUUUCAGUACACGCCGCCGCAACACAACUUCGAUCCGUCUUCCGUCUCAGGCACUAUUUGUAGGCUGAUCGACGUUAAAGAUCCCGUCUACUGCACUGCUUUGGAAACCGCUGCCGGUGGCAAGCUUUACAACGUGGUGGUGGACACUGAUGUGACCAGCAAGCUGCUGCUGCAGAAAGGCAACCUCCAAUCCCGCACCACAAUAAUACCUUUGAACAAGAUCAGCGGCCAAGUCAUAGACAGACAGACGCUCGAACUGGCGCAGGACGUGGGAGGAGGCGCGGACAACGUGCAGCUGGCCUUGGACCUCAUAUCCUACCCGCCACACGUCAGCCGCGCCAUGCAGUGGGUGUUCGGCAGCACGCUGGUGUGCCGCGACAUGGCCACGGCGCGCCGCGUGACCUUCCACCCGCGGGUGCGGCGCCGCGCUGUCACGCUGGACGGGGACGUGUGCGACCCCGCCGGGACUCUGUCCGGGGGCGCCAGGGGGAAGGGCGGGUCGGUGCUGGUGCAGCUGCAGCAGCUGCGCGCGGCCGAGCAGCAGCUGGCGGCGGCCGAGCGGCGCCUGGAGCGGGACGCGGCCGCGCUCGCCGCCGCGCAGCACGCCGCCGACAGCUAUGCGGCUACGCACCACAAAUACGAGAUAAUGAGUCACGAGCUAGAAGUGAUAAAGGCUCGUCUCGCGACAACCUCCCACGCACAGUUACACGGCGAGAUCGAAACGCUCAGGACGCGACUCCAGGAGCUGACGGAAACCGUGACCAGGGACCAGCAGGUGCAGAAGGAGACCGCUGCCAAGGCUAAGGAGUUGGAGCUGAAAGUUAAAGAUAUCAAGGGGCAUAGAGAGAGAGAGUUCAAAAAAGCAGAAGAGACGUUAAAGAAAGCGAAGAAAGACGCAGAGAAGCACAGCACUUCGUGGAAGCAGAGAGAACAGGAGUUUGAGACGCUGAAGUUGGAAGUUGGCGAGCUGGAGCAAGCCGUGGCCAACAGCCGCGCCGCCCUGGACCAGACCGCGCUGGCCGCUGUAGCGCUGAGGGACACCAUGGACCAAUGUACCGCAGAACAUUCCGCUGCUGAGAAAGCGGUCAAAGAACUUCAAUCUCGCAUCAAGAAGCAAAAAGCGGAGAUCGCCGGCCGCAGCGGCGACAUCGCCCGCCUCCAGCAGAGGAAGGAGCAGCUGGGCAAGAGCAGCGCCGAGCUGGAGCUGAACAUCAAGGAGCUGGACUACAGGGUCAAGCAGCUGCAGAGCGAGGCGGCCGACUGCGAUAAGAGGAUAAAAUCACUUGAGACCGAAAACCCGUGGAUUUCAUCAGAGCGCCAGUACUUCGGCUGCGCCGGCGGGCUGUACGACUUCGAAGCCCGGCAGGCCUCCGUGGCGGGGCAGCGGGUGGGCCAGCUCACCGAGCGGAGGGAUAAGCUGGCGCGGGGGCUCAACGCCAGGGCGCACACGCUGCUGGGCAAGGAGGAGGAGCAGUACCAAGACGUGAUGCGCAAAAAGAAGAUCGUGGAAGCCGAUCGCGCGAAACUAGUGCAAGUGAUGGCGGAGUUGGACGAGAAGAAACGGCGUACAUUGGUGGCGGCGUGUGCGCAGGUGACGAAGGACUUCGGCGCCAUCUUCAGCGCGCUGCUGCCGGGCGCGCAGGCGCGCCUGGCGCCGCCGCGCGGGGCCGGCGUGCUGGACGGGCUCGAGGUGAAAGUCGGCUUCAACAACACGUGGAAGGAGUCCCUGGGGGAACUGUCGGGCGGGCAGCGCUCCCUGGUGGCCCUGUCGCUGGUGCUGGCCAUGCUGCUGUUCAAGCCGGCGCCGCUCUACAUCCUGGACGAGGUGGACGCCGCGUUGGACCUGUCGCACACGCAGAAUAUAGGGCAUAUGCUGAAGAACCAUUUCAAACACUCACAGUUCAUAAUCGUCUCCCUGAAAGACGGCAUGUUCAACAACGCCAAUGUUCUCUUCCGCACCAAGUUCGUGGACGGCAUGUCGUCGGUGCAGCGCACCGUCAACACGCGCCGGUGAUGCCUGGGGGCCUGGGGGGC
Molecule: messenger RNA, 3678 nt
Organism: Amyelois transitella
Lineage: Eukaryota; Metazoa; Arthropoda; Insecta; Lepidoptera; Pyralidae
Gene: SMC2
Product: structural maintenance of chromosomes protein 2
Exons: 22
Coding region: 137-3658 (1173 amino acids)
Biological process (GO): chromosome organization
Cellular component (GO): chromosome
Molecular function (GO): ATP binding; ATP hydrolysis activity; protein binding
Source: RefSeq, a predicted model, not a curated record